UAUAUGUGAACAUGGAAAGCUACAGGUUCUUAAACGAGAAUCAUAUCAUUGUUUCAAUAGUUUCCCCCAAUCUCUUUGCAGCUCCCUCCUGUGUUUCCUUUUUCCCCAUUUGACAAGACUCAUGGCUUCGGCGACAGACUCCUCAUACGGUAUAAGAAUUACAUUCAUUGUGAUUCUCUUCUUUUCCCUCACAUUUCUCCCUCCUGUCUCAGCGGGAUCAUCAAUGCCUUCAAGAGAGAGUGAAGAUAUGAAGCAAAAGAAAAUGGUUCUGGGUUCAAGGCCUCCUCAAUGUGUCAAUAGGUGCUCUAAUUGCAAGCCUUGCAUGGCUGCUCUGGUCACUCCUCCCCAUCAUAAAAACGGUGUCAGGGGACCAUCAUCAUCUAAAGGAGAUGAAAGCUAUUACCUGCUCUCAUGGAAGUGCAAAUGCGGAGAUAAGUACUUUCAACCUUGAAGUUUGUAUACUACCCUAGGAUACAUUAAUGUUAGUAUUACAUGUAGCUAGACCUAAGUAGUCUCUCCCUAGCAUGCCAGGAACCUCCCUCCCUCCCUCCCUCCCUCUCAGGACAGAAGUACUUAGAUGUAUAAUAUGGGUGCUGGCUUGCCUUGUCGCAGUGGGUAUUCUGUAAUUUUUUUCAGGGACAUUCAAUUAUCUUUGAUAUCUGUCUGGCUAUCUCAUGAAUCUGCCAAUACGCAACUGUCAUAUCUUGAACAUUUUAGCAUCAUGAAAAGCUCUAUCCAACCAUUAAAUGCCUUGAAAAACAUGCUACACUAAUUAUGUCUGCAAUUAUUUCAUGUUUGCUCAGCUUUG
Molecule: messenger RNA, 808 nt
Organism: Populus nigra (black poplar)
Lineage: Eukaryota; Viridiplantae; Streptophyta; Magnoliopsida; Malpighiales; Salicaceae
Product: EPIDERMAL PATTERNING FACTOR-like protein 8
Exons: 2
Coding region: 122-451 (109 amino acids)
Biological process (GO): stomatal complex development; guard cell differentiation
Source: RefSeq, a predicted model, not a curated record